Molecule: messenger RNA, 1932 nt
Organism: Zea mays
Lineage: Eukaryota; Viridiplantae; Streptophyta; Magnoliopsida; Poales; Poaceae
Product: leucine-rich repeat extensin-like protein 4
Exons: 1
Coding region: 407-1732 (441 amino acids)
Molecular function (GO): protein binding
Source: RefSeq, a predicted model, not a curated record
AAAUUCGCUAACCCGUUUUCAUGCACUUGCAAGGUUUUACACCGGGGACUAGAACACGGCCCUAGUACUACGAGUACAGGAGUACAGGACACACAGCAAUGCUGUCAAUGCUGAAGGAACGCCAUCAGUCAGGCAGUCCUACACCCAUCACGUCCCACUUCCAGCUGUGUUUUCAUCAGUGGCAAGAGAGAGAGAGAGUGAGGGAGGGAGGAGCAAACACCACACAGUCAGAGAGAAGGCAGGAGAUCAAUCAAUGUGUUACCAGCCGAGCUGAGCUGAUCACCUUUCUGCUCCGGCCACACCCCCCACCGUCCCGUUCUCUCUCACAACAAUCACUCUCCUCAGAUCUCACAGCCGAAAAGAGAGGAGCUUUAACCGCCGUCUAAGGUCACAGGUACAGGAAGCCAUGACCAGGCGGUGGCCACCUUUCUCUGCCCGUGUCGCCGCCGCCGUGUUCCUGCUGCUGCUAUCCCCCGCCGCGACCUCCCAGCUCGGCCUGGGCCCCGCCAUUGCCGCCUGGAUUAACGGCUCGCCGCCGCCUAGCCCUGACGCCGCCGCCGCCGCCGCCGCCGCCGCCUCGGGCCCGCGGAGCCAGGAGUACGCGGCGCUGCAGGCGCUGAAGGUGGCCGUCACCGACGACCCCAAGGGAGCGCUCGCGUCGUGGCAGGGCGCCAAUGUGUGCGCCUACAAGGGCGUGUACUGCUCCGCGCCGCCCGACGGCGCCGCGGCCGCCGGCGCGUCGACGGUAGUCGCGGGCAUCGACCUCAACCGCGCCAACCUCAGGGGCACGCUCCCCGACGCGGUGUCCCUCCUGGCGCACCUCACCUUCCUCCACCUCAACAGCAACCGGCUCGGGGGCGCCGUCCCCGACACGCUCCGGGACCUGCAGUACCUGACGGAGCUGGACCUGAGCAACAACCUCUUCUCGGGCCCGUUCCCGGCGUCCACGCUGCUCAUCCCGUCGCUGGUGUACCUGGACCUCCGCUUCAACGCCUUCUCCGGGGAGGUCCCGCCCGAGGUGUUCGCCAAGGAGCUGGACGCCGUGUUCCUCAACGACAACCAGUUCGAGGGCCAGAUCCCGGACACGCUGUGGGCGUCGCCCGCCACGGUCAUCACGCUGGCCAACAACCACUUCACCGGCGCCGUCCCGGCGGCCUACGAGUUCGGCGCCGGCGCCGGGGCCGGGGCCGGUGGCCGGGUCCGCGAGGUGCUGUUCCUGAACAACAACCUGACCGGCUGCGUGCCCGAGGCGCUGGGCUUCCUCCCCAGCAUGCAGGUGCUGGACCUCAGCUACAACGCGCUGUCGGGACACCUCCCGGGGACGCUCUCGUGCCUGUCGGGGAUCGAGGUGCUCAACCUCGCGCACAACCAGCUCACGGGCGAGCUCCCGGACCUGCUGUGCGACCUGCGCCGGAUCACCAACCUGUCCGUGUCCUUCAACUUCUUCUCCGGGAUCAGCCAGCGCUGCGACCGGCAGCUGGGGAGCCGCGGCGUGUUCGACUUCGUGGGCAACUGCGUGCCCGGGCGGGACAUGCAGCGGCCGCAGCCCGAGUGCGACGAGUUCCCGGGGGAAGGCGGCCUCAGCUGCCUCCGCAUCCCCGGGGCGCGGCCAGCCGGGUGUGGCGACGCGGGCGUCACUAUUGGCGUGGGCGUCGGAGUGGGCAUCGGGGGGCUGCCGUUCGGGUUGCCAGGCGCUGCCGCUGGAGGCGUGGUCACCGUCACCGUGCCGUGAGCUGCCGGGGGCACUGCACCUUUGUUUGGUUUUCUUUUUUUUUUUCUUUCUCUUCUUCCUUUUGGGCGGCAAUUACCUUCCAUUCGGCUCGGCGUAACGUACGCAUCGAUGGUAAUGGGUGAACAUUGGUUGGUUCUCGGCUGGUUAAUACUCCUGCUACUGUAGUAUAAUUUCGCCAUAGUGUAUGCUUGUUUGAUCAA